Molecule: messenger RNA, 2001 nt
Organism: Electrophorus electricus (electric eel)
Lineage: Eukaryota; Metazoa; Chordata; Actinopteri; Gymnotiformes; Gymnotidae
Source: RefSeq, a predicted model, not a curated record
CAUCACAAUGUUUAGUCGAUUAUGUUAGCUUUCUGACAAAUCAUUAUGGACGUGAAAUAAAAACAUUCAGUAUUACUGUUACUUUUUAAAGUGCAUUCAAUAUUUUAUCUUUAGUUAACAGCCGUUGCUAGCUAGGAACUAUCCUAGGACAUUGUGAAUGAGGGGGACGUUAAUCCGUGUCACACAAUUUUCGUUGCACGAGUUGAGUUUGCCUAAUUCAAAAACAAAACGUACUAUAAGAAACGAAUAAAUAGUCAUUCGGGAAUAGAGUAAGUUGCAGCUUCUUUGUGUGAAUAAUGUGGUCCAGUCGGUGUGAAGUCUUACCGCCAGCAAUCAUGAUAAAUUAGCUUGCUAGCUAGCCAUCCUACCUGACCGGGCCUGAUGGACGAGGAGGACGAUUGUCCAGAGCUGGUUCCUAUCGAGGAGAAGACGAGGCCUACAGUGCAAAUACCUGUGACCAUAAUCACGGGCUACCUGGGUGCUGGGAAAACAACACUAUUGAACUACAUACUGACCGAGCAGCAUAACAAAAGAAUAGCCGUCAUACUCAAUGAAUUUGGUGAAGGCAGUGCACUGGAGAAAUCCCUGGCAGUGAGCCAGGCAGGAGAGCUAUACGAAGAGUGGCUAGAGCUCCGGAACGGCUGCUUGUGCUGCUCGGUGAAAGAUAACGGACUUAAAGCGAUUGAAAAUCUAAUGGAGAAGAAAGGCAAGUUUGACUACAUUCUCCUCGAGACGACUGGUCUGGCAGAUCCAGGAGCUGUUGCUACUAUGUUCUGGGUUGAUGCUGAGUUAGGAAGUGAUCUCUACCUAGAUGGCAUUAUUACUGUUAUUGAUGCAAAAUAUGGACUGCAGCAUCUGGUCGAAGAGAAACCCGAAGGCCUAAUCAACGAAGCCGCAAGGCAGAUAGCCCUGGCUGAUCUGACCAUUAUCAAUAAGACAGAUCUUGUGAAUGAGACGGAGCUGGGCCAGCUCCGAGACGCAGUCAGGUCCAUUAAUGGCCUUGUCAGAAUCUUGGAAACACAGAGGUCCAGGGUUGAUCUGUCUCAGGUACUGGAUCUGCAUUCGUUCGACACCAAAGAUGAUGCACGGCUGGCUGAGACUCUACAGCUGAUGAAAACAACACAACCACAUCUAGACAAGAAUAUACUGACAGUUACUUUUGAAGUACCUGGAAGUGUCUCUGAGGAUGAUUUAAAUGUGUUUAUUCAGAACCUCUUGUGGGAAAAGACAUUUAAGAACAGAGAAGGUUUGGCUAUGAAUGUCAUUCGUUCAAAGGGCGUGGUGUCUCUCCAGGGCAGACAGAAGCGGGCCAUGCUGCAGGGGGUCCAUGAGCUCUAUGAACUGGAGGAAACACUCGAGGCCUGGGCGGAUGGAGAGCCCAGGAUCAACAGACUGGUCUUCAUCGGCCGCAAUCUGGAUGGGGACGUACUGAAGGAUGAAUUCCUCUCUCUAGUCUCAAACGAAGAGGAUGGGAUGGAGUAGAAGUAUUAUAAAGUCUGAGUGCUGACCUAGAGUCAGAUUUUUGUCUACUGAAUAAGCUCGUGGACAGGGCAGCGCUGGCCCUGAACUAGCACUGUUAUCCUAACAUGCUUUAUCCAUAAAGCUGAUGUUUGUUGUUUGUUUUUAAUUCAGAUUUGGCUAUAUGGUACAUGGUUCAGUGCACAAUACUUUGCCACUGAGGUAAAGGGACAGUGGAACUACUUUUGAGGUCAUGUGAUAUUGAGGUACACAUACUUACUGGAAUAUUCAGUGAGCUUUUGUGUGUAUACAACUGUGGAAUAGAUGUAAAGAAAAAUCUUUUCUGAAAUGUAAACUCAACACAUUAGACUUACCCCAAAUACUGUGACUGGCAAGCAUACAUGCUGCCAGAUGACUCCUGUAGAGUCUUAGUUUCUGCAGAGUAUUGACACUUAAAUUCAAGUAAAUUGCAGCCCUACUGUAUGAAACAAAAUGGUUUUAAAAUUCACAAUAAAAAUUGCAUGACAAUUGAAUAGACUUUAA